This is a messenger RNA of Oppiella nova, 3355 nucleotides long. The record is from the annotation of a GenBank genome assembly. NCBI's taxonomy places the organism in Eukaryota, Metazoa, Arthropoda, Arachnida, Sarcoptiformes, Oppiidae.
GGACUGAUUUGACAUCACGAUUUUAAUACAUAUAUAUAAAAAGGGCAUUCAAUACAAAAUUAAUCUCAUUGUAUGUUUAGUAUGACUCGUGAUGGACAACAACAUAGAGGAACCAAUAGUUGAUUUCAUGAAAGUCGAGUGGCAGAGGGGUAGGACUCCCGAUGACAUUAAGGACAUAUGUUUUCAAUUAUGUGCCGAUUAUUUGGGAGGCGUUUGGCCUCAAGUGUCCAUCGAUGACAUCCAAGUGAAACGACUGAGCGGUGGUCUCACGAAUCAGUUAUACUAUUGUGCUCUCAAUGAAGACCUGAGGAAUAAUGAUACGACUGAACCACAAGAAGUUGUCCUCCGAUUAUAUGAAGCAAAACAUUUCAAUAAUAUGGAUAAUGAGGGCAAUGAGAGACUUAGUGAUACCAUAAUUUCAGUUAUGGUCUCUGAAUAUAAUUUGGGGCCAAAAAUAUACGGACUCUUCGAAAGCGGACAGAUUUUGAAAUAUUAUAAACAUAAGCCCUUUAGAUCUGACGAACAAAAUGAUGCCAAACUGGUCGACGAAUUGGGCAAAAGGUUAGCACAGAUACACGCCAUGGAUGUGCCCAUCAAGAAGAAAUGCAUCUCUCUUUUAGACACAUUCGGCAGCUUUUAUAAGGAGGCAAACAAUUCAUAUGAUUUGCAAACAUUGUAUGAGGAAUGCAAUUGUCAAUCAUUGAUGACAUACGACUUGAAGGGAGAGUUAGAGUGGCUUCAGAAGACAAUCAAAGACAUUGACUCUCCGGUGAUGUUCACUCACGUCGACUUCAGAGGCAACAACAUUAUGGGAGAGUUAGAGUGGCUUCAGAAGACAAUCAAAGACAUUGACUCUCCGGUGAUGUUCACUCACGUCGACUUCAGAGGCAACAACAUUAUGGUCACAGAAUCGGAUGGUUUAGUGAUCAUAGACUAUGAAUACUCGUCGUAUACCUACCGGGGCUUAGAUUUUGGGUCUCUGUUUGCCGAAUGGGGCCGAGUUUGGGGAGAAGCCGACAAAUUGCAGGACUUUCCCUCUGAUAGUGUUAUUAAGCCAUUCAUUGAUUCAUAUAUUUCUGAGUCGAUUCGGUUGAGGGGCGAAGAGUUUGCCGACGAUUUGAGAAACACUUGUCAACACAUUUUAAACGAAACAAAAUUGUUUGCUUUGGUGGCCAAUAUGUUUUUUGUUUUAAUCACACUUAAGGCAACCGAGUCUGUAAUCCCCGACUUUCCCUUUAAUAAGAAAAAUCAAAUGGCUCAAGAGUUUAUGAAACUAGAGUUAACGAGAGGCGUAACUCCGGUUGAUAUUAAAGAGAAGUGCUUUCAAUUAUGUGUCGAUUAUUUGGGUGGCAUUUGGCUGAACCUAACCAUUGAUGACAUUGAAGUCAAACGAAUAACCUCUGGUCUUACGAAUCAGCUAUACUAUUGUGGUGUCAAUGAAAACCAUCGAAAUAGCGAUGAAAGUGUACCACAAGAGGUGGCCAUCAGAUUGUACCAGGAUAAACAUUUCAAUAGUAAUGGUGGUAACGAAAGACUCAGCGAUACUAUCAUCGCUCUACAGGUGUCUCAAAAUAAUUUGGGACCAAAAAUAUACGGACUAUUCGAAAGCGGACAGAUUUUGAAAUACUAUAAUCAAAGACCCUUUCGAUCGGAUGAGCAAAAGAAUCCCAAACUUGUCAGAGAAUUGGCUCAAAAGUUGGCUCACAUUCACGCCAUGGAUGUGCCCCUCAAAAAGACCGGAACCGAUAUCUCUGAAUGGUUGGACGACUUCUACAAUAAAGCCAAUAAUUUGUUUGAUUUAAAAUCACUGAUCAAUGAAUGCAAUUGCGAGACAUUAAAGAAAUACGAUUUGAACGCAGAGUUACAAUGGCUUAAGAAGACGAUCGUUGAGAUCAACUCUCCGGUGAUGUUCACUCACGUCGACUUCAGAGGAAGCAAUAUAAUGGUCACAGAAUCCGAUGGUUUAGUGAUCAUAGACUACGAGUACUCCUCCUAUACAUACCGGGGCUUAGAUUUUGGGACUUUAUUCGCCGAAUGGGACAGAUUUUGGGCCGAUUUCACUCGAUUACAGGACUUUCCCAACGAUACGACUAUUAAGACAUUCAUUGACGCCUAUAUCGAGGAAUCGAUUCGUUUGAGAGGCGAUCACUUCAGGAGAGACCAGAGAAACACAUUUCAACACAUCUUAAAGGAGACAAAAGUGUUUUCAUUGGUCUCUAAUAUGUUCUUCGUUUUGGUUACCAUUAAAUCCAAUGAAUCAAUGAUUUCCGGACUUGACUUUGAUAUCAGCAAGCAAUUGGCUCAAGAGUUUAUGAAACUAGAGUUAACGAGAGGCGUAACUCCGGUUGAUAUUAAAGAGAAGUGCUUUCAAUUAUGUGUCGAUUAUUUGGGUGGCAUUUGGCUGAACCUAACCAUUGAUGACAUUGAAGUCAAACGAAUAACCUCUGGUCUUACGAAUCAGCUAUACUAUUGUGGUGUCAAUGAAAACCAUCGAAAUAGCGAUGAAAGUGUACCACAAGAGGUGGCCAUCAGAUUGUACCAGGAUAAACAUUUCAAUAGUAAUGGUGGUAACGAAAGACUCAGCGAUACUAUCAUCGCUCUACAGGUGUCUCAAAAUAAUUUGGGACCAAAAAUAUACGGACUAUUCGAAAGCGGACAGAUUUUGAAAUACUAUAAUCAAAGACCCUUUCGAUCGGAUGAGCAAAAGAAUCCCAAACUUGUCAGAGAAUUGGCUCAAAAGUUGGCUCACAUUCACGCCAUGGAUGUGCCCCUCAAAAAGACCGGAACCGAUAUCUCUGAAUGGUUGGACGACUUCUACAAUAAAGCCAAUAAUUUGUUUGAUUUAAAAUCACUGAUCAAUGAAUGCAAUUGCGAGACAUUAAAGAAAUACGAUUUGAACGCAGAGUUACAAUGGCUUAAGAAGACGAUCGUUGAGAUCAACUCUCCGGUGAUGUUCACUCACGUCGACUUCAGAGGAAGCAAUAUAAUGGUCACAGAAUCCGAUGGUUUAGUGAUCAUAGACUACGAGUACUCCUCCUAUACAUACCGGGGCUUAGAUUUUGGGACUUUAUUCGCCGAAUGGGACAGAUUUUGGGCCGAUUUCACUCGAUUACAGGACUUUCCCAACGAUACGACUAUUAAGACAUUCAUUGACGCCUAUAUCGAGGAAUCGAUUCGUUUGAGAGGCGAUCACUUCAGGAGAGACCAGAGAAACACAUUUCAACACAUCUUAAAGGAGACAAAAGUGUUUUCAUUGGUCUCUAAUAUGUUCUUCGUUUUGGUUACCAUUAAAUCCAAUGAAUCAAUGAUUUCCGGACUUGACUUUGAUAUCAGCAAGCAAUUGGUGAUAACUUAG